Dermacentor andersoni is the source of this 2078-nucleotide messenger RNA. Lineage: Eukaryota; Metazoa; Arthropoda; Arachnida; Ixodida; Ixodidae. The record is from RefSeq and is a predicted model, not a curated record.
CAGCGGCAAAAUAUCAGCCGAGGGCCUCCGCGAAUGGCGCCGUGGCCCAAGCGUGUCUCCUGCCUCCUGCGGCGGCCGCCCCAUUGACGGAUGCAUUAUCGGAACUUUGCUUGAGCUCAGCAAAAACGACAAUGUGAAGCAGAAGGUUGCUCCUUUCGCCGCCUCGCUGUUGGGUUCCAGCGGCGAGGCGGCAAGCAGCGCUAUGGGUGCAGUCUUUUUUCACGGGCUUGGCGAUGUUCUACCGGCCUUACUCGCAUCAUUCGUGCUGUAUUGCGUGGCCGUCGUUGUCGGUGCGUUUGCCUGCUUGGCCGGCCUGUUGUACUACAUUAAACACAAGCAACGCGAGACGAUGGUCUACAUGAAGAAGUUUCCCGGGCUAACGGAGCCCAUCCCCAUGCUGACCACAUGGUCGAUACAUCGGACCCUUUCCAAAGAGGCGCAUCGUUUGGACGUCGGAACGCAUUUGUUCCAGCUGUCCGUCGGAUUUUCUCGAAUGUACCAGAAACAUGGCAUGCUUCACUUUUAUGACGCCACUAAGCCCACUCUAGUAGUGUUCAAAGCUGGUCCUAUUGAGGAACUUUUGACAAGUAAUACAAUACUUAAGAAAGGUCAUGAAUACGACCUAUUAGGGCCAUGGCUUGGAACUGGUGUUCUUACAAGUUCAGGAUCAAAGUGGCGCUCUCGGCGGAAACUUCUGACGCCUGCGUUCCAUUUUCGAAUCCUGGAGGACUUUAUGCCUGCCGUCAAUGAACAGUCCAAAGUUUUGGUACACAAACUUGGCCAGCUUGGAAAAGAUCGUUCCUGCGACAUCGUUCCACUAGUAACCCUUUGUGCUUUAGACAUUAUAUGCGAUACAAUAAUGGGCUACACCAUCAAUGCUCAAAGUAACCAGCAUUCGGAUUAUGUUCAAGCCAUCCAAGUGCUUGGUCACAGCUUCACACGGCGCAUAGAGUCACCGUUAUACUGGAUAGACGCGAUAUUCCGUCUUUCGAAGCCUGGUAAGCUGUUCCAUCAGAAAAUUGGAGAACUUCAUCAAUUUACUCUGAAGGUUAUCCGUGAGCGAAAGGAAGAGCUUCUGUCGUGUCCUGAACUACAAGAGUCCCUCGAGGAAACAUCUCUGGAAAGUGACACCUACGGCGUGAAAGGAAAAACCAGGAAACCAUUCCUCGAUAUCCUCCUCCGAGAACACAUCAAGGACCCUGAAAACUUUACCGAAGAAGAUGUUCGAGAAGAAGUGGACACUUUUAUGUUUGAGGGUCACGACACAACAGCCAUGGGAAUGAGCUGGGCUCUGUAUCUCUUUGGUCUGUACUCGGAGCACCAGGAACUCAUGCACCAAGAGCUAGACACCAUAUUUGGCGCCAACCAGACCCGGCCUAUCACUUGGGAAGACUUGAAACAAAUGAAAUACAUGGAAUGCUGCCUAAAGGAGUCCCAGCGAUUGUAUCCAUCAGUUCCAUAUAUCACUAGAACAUGCGAGCAAGACGUCAUGAUCGGGGAAGAGGAUAUCUUCCUGUCGGGAACAUGGGAGCCCCAGGCGGUGGAACUCUUGCAGAAGUCGACCGCGGUGCUGCAGGUGAGCUGGGCAGGCCAGCAAGAGGUGCUCCAGAGUUUCUGGUUCACCACAGGAGGCACAGGCUGGCGAGGUGGCUUUCCCAAGGCGGUGCCGGCGGGCUGCCGUCCAGUAGCAGCCAACUCACAGUCGGAGCAGCAACGAGGCAUCCCUUCGUAGGAGGCCGUGCUGUGGAAGAGGCUAACAGACUUCAUAACACUCCGUCUGCCAUUACCAUCUCAAUGCCAACUGUAAUAAAUCGCUUUAUGGUUUAAAUUUAAGCGCAACUUGAAGACAAUGUGCCCUCUACCGGGAGGGUGCAAAACGAUUUCCUCCUGUCGUGGGACUUCACCGCCUCUCUCUGACCUGCUUUAACUGCUUUAACGCACCACCAAUGUUCCGACUAAGUGCCAGAAUGCACACGUUGUUAGAAGGGACUACCCUCUUGUUGUAGUCAGUUGAAACUUUUUGACCCUCGGCCGAUAUGCUGAGAUAUCAUCUUGAAAAAUAAAUUCCUAUUGAAUUA